UCUCGCGAGCUCUCUCCUUGGUCGGUGUGAGAGAAGGAGGAAGCGGGAGACAUUCAGGCGGCGGGAGGCGGCCCGGGGGGGAGCGAGACAUAGACACCGCACGGAUACACCGACACAGCGUUCCCCGCCCGCUGGCUGCAGCCGUUAAACCCUGAGACCAGUACUUCUGCGAGGUAUCACCGGUGCACAUCUCCUUCAAGGGACAUCGUAAAUCUACUUAAACAGCAUCUACAAUCGCUUACCACACAAAACACCAGGCAACUACACCCUCAGCAUAGAUUAACAGCCUAUGGUAAAAGACCCAUUGAGGAGCCAUGACGGAUGUCAGUGACCUUGACCGCCAGAUUGAGCAGCUGAGGCGCUGUGAGCUCAUCAAGGAGAGCGAAGUGAAAGCGUUAUGUGCCAAGGCGCGUGAGAUCCUCGUGGAAGAAAGCAAUGUGCAGCGGGUGGACUCUCCUGUAACGGUGUGUGGUGAUAUCCAUGGGCAGUUUUAUGACCUCAAGGAACUAUUCAGGGUGGGUGGUGAUGUCCCGGAGACAAAUUACUUGUUCAUGGGCGACUUUGUAGAUCGUGGGUUUUACAGUGUUGAAACAUUCCUACUACUCCUUGCAUUGAAGGUCCGCUAUCCAGACAGGAUCACUCUGAUACGCGGAAAUCACGAAAGCCGUCAGAUUACACAGGUGUAUGGUUUCUAUGACGAGUGUCUUCGCAAGUAUGGCUCAGUCACAGUCUGGCGAUACUGUACAGAGAUCUUUGACUACCUCAGCCUGUCUGCCAUCAUUGACGGCAAGAUCUUUUGUGUACAUGGUGGUCUUUCUCCCUCCAUCCAAACCUUGGAUCAGAUACGGACGAUAGAUCGCAAGCAAGAAGUGCCUCAUGAUGGUCCUAUGUGUGACCUGCUAUGGUCUGAUCCAGAAGACACAACAGGAUGGGGUGUGAGUCCGCGAGGUGCCGGGUACCUUUUUGGCAGCGAUGUGGUGGCUCAGUUUAAUGCAGCGAACAACAUUGACAUGAUCUGUCGAGCACACCAGCUGGUCAUGGAGGGCUACAAGUGGCACUUUAAUGAAACAGUCUUAACCGUGUGGUCUGCGCCAAACUACUGUUAUAGAUGCGGGAAUGUAGCUGCUAUCUUGGAGCUGGAUGAGCACCUACAAAAAGAAUUUAUUAUUUUUGAAGCAGCCCCUCAGGAGACCAGAGGGAUACCCUCCAAAAAGCCUGUUGCGGAUUAUUUCCUGUGAGCUGCCCCUUCAACCAUGUGGCAUUUUCCACUGUCGCCUCCUGGUUUUUGUGUGUUUUUUUUUUUUUUUUUAUUCCCCCUCCCCCGACACCACCACCAGGAAACAGGGCCAGCACAGUAUUUUUAUUUUUUUAUUAAAAGGAGACAAUUGUGAAGCAUCCAGUCCGUCUGCCUGCAGAGUGUCUCUGUACCUCGCUCUUUCAGUGUUUGCCUUCAGUGGAACCAUGUGCAAAGAAUAGAAAGACCUGGAGGGGUGAUACUCUGCAGCCUUGCUAACUGUGCAGGCUCAAUAGCUAGUGGGGGAGGGGGGCGACCAAAAUUCCUAAAGGGGUAGAUCUGCAUAUGAGACAGGGGUUAUCCUUUUGCUCUGCAUUUUUUUUUUCUAUGAAGGUUACAAGAGCAAUGCUCUGUAGACCUUACUGGCAGGGAAGAAGGGGGUAAUUUGGAUAGUGUUUCAGGAAACCAAAAUAAUUUUACUUGGAUAUAUUUAGGAGUUCAGCAUUUUGAUUUUUAUAAGAUUCCUAAAAGCCAGAUUCAUUCCUUUUUGCCCACUGAGUCCCAAACAUCCUGUGAUCAGCGCUUAGAUUAUUCAUGUGCUAUUUCGUCUGGGUUGUGUGCCUUAGUGCAGCCGCUCAAAAGUGGUACCAGGUGUAAAAAAAACAAUGUGAAACCCAAAACCACAAGCUUAAACCUAUUCUCUUUUAAGUAAUAUCUUUACUUCUGAAUGGAUUUCAUAAAUGAAACUGUCUUUAGUACUGAAUUGGUGGGGUGGGGGGUUUGGACAAAUCUGUCAUUGAGGGAUCCAAGCUGCAACCUGUAUGAUGUAAAUUGUAAGUGGUUAAUCCCUGCAGUGAUGAGCAGGUCUGAAUCUAUACAUUUCCUUUUAAGUACUGUAGUAUUGGCUAUCCCCAUAAGUGCUUCAUGUGCUCAAUAAACUGCAAAGGGGGGGCCCUAAGCUUGUACUUGGUAUGACACACAGUGGUUAUAGCCUGGGCUGCCAUAGAGCGUUAGAAGUUCUCUGGUAGCCAAAGGGUUAAACUCUGAUAUGUGACUUUAAAGAGACAUUAAUCUCCACAAAAUUUUGCAUAAUACAUAAAGUGGAGAAUUUUAAACAUGGUUAAUAUCUUUUUCACAAAUAAAUGACAUAAAAGCUUUUUAAGCUAAAAUUAAUACAGAUGUGUCAGUUGUGUGCAUCCUAAUAAAGCUUAUGUAUAUUUUCAACUGCUUAUUGUAUCAACCAACGGUAGAAUCUCUCAGCCAAUGAGCUCUAAUACUGCUGUAUUAGUUUAAAUUUAAACCACUUUUACGUAACAUUUGAGGAAGAAACCACCAUGCUUUAGAUGUUGCAGUUUCACAUUGAGUACAAUAUUCUCUUUGCUAUUUAAAAAUGCAGAAGAUGGGUCUAAGCUGAGUGAACGUUAUCGUAUUCCUAUUUUGCAAGCCGUUAUCUGCUACGGUCCUUCUUAUCCAUAUGUUGAUCAGGCUGAUUUUAAAGCACAGAUGAUUUUGUCACUGUUUCGGAUAUUCAUAUAACAAAUUCUGUUUAUGGCCAUAGACCUUGAGGGGGUGAUAACUUUUUUAAAAAUAAUAAAUCUAAAUCUUACACGUUAUUUCAGCCAUAUCCCCAUCUUUACAUCAGAAGGUUUUCACCUCUUGCCAGUCAGUUUUUAUUUUGUUUUUUUAAUUUUACUUUUUUUGGUAGAUACAUCUAAAGAAAUCUGCUAAUAAAACAAGAAAAAUAAAAAAACGUAAAAAAAAA
Messenger RNA from Bombina bombina (fire-bellied toad), 2996 nucleotides. RefSeq names its product protein phosphatase 4 catalytic subunit (gene PPP4C). The transcript is spliced from 10 exons. The record is from RefSeq and is a predicted model, not a curated record. Gene Ontology annotation, cellular component: cytoplasm; nucleus. Gene Ontology annotation, biological process: double-strand break repair via homologous recombination; peptidyl-serine dephosphorylation. Bases 315 to 1238 code for a protein of 307 amino acids. Gene Ontology annotation, molecular function: protein serine/threonine phosphatase activity. Lineage: Eukaryota; Metazoa; Chordata; Amphibia; Anura; Bombinatoridae.